AUGGUUGCAAACGUGUGCGUUGCACUGCUGGACUUAGAUCCGUCAGAUGGAGUUAGAUCCGAGGACUUGAAGUCCAGGGAUGCGGGGGUUGAUGCUCCAAAGGCACAGUUUCUUGGGCGCACCAGUGAAGCAACCUCGGAGCAAACAGAACUUCAGAGGUUGACGGAACUUGAGAAGCUACAAGAAGAGUUGAAGUACUGGAAGUUCCGCUAUGGCGACCUUCUGGAAAUGUAUAGUGAGCUCAGCAGCCAGCCGACCUUGAUCGAAGACCUGCCGGUUGAGAAGACCUUCAUGCCAGGCAACGUCCAGCACUGCCGAAACCAAGUGGCUGCCAUCACUCCGACACAGGGCACCAACCCUGAGUCUGCGCCGGAGAUUGAGUUUAGCAACUAUAGCUAUGUCGUGUACACUCCAGGAAGCCGCUAUGCCUCCGACCUGAUUUCAAGUCCUUUGAUGCUGCAGAUGCAACCCUGGAGACUGUGA
Messenger RNA from Durusdinium trenchii, 483 nucleotides. The record is from the annotation of a GenBank genome assembly. NCBI's taxonomy places the organism in Eukaryota, Dinophyceae, Suessiales, Symbiodiniaceae.